CCUUGCUCAGGGGCAGGGUCAUCGCCCGGUGGCGUGGCUGUGGUCAGCCGGAGGUGGGUGUGUUUGCGUAUUUGGGCUGGACCAUAGUCACGUGGCAACCGGCCUGUGUGGGCGUGUCCACCCUGAAUAGCGUCCCCGUUCCACACAAAAAAAACUGAGGGAUUGGGGUCACAACACGAAGGGCGCGCGCAGAAGACUCCGCUCCCUUCCUCGUGCCCGCGGCGGUUGGCGCGCCGGCGCACUGGCUCCUGCGUUGUCAGCGCGAACGGGGGGAAAGCGACGGGGUCUUCCUUCAAGCGCCGCGGAUCAUGGCGGCUCCCUUAGCGCAGUUCGACGAGGACUGGCAGGAUUUCUAUGAAUUCAAGGCGCCGCCGGCCAGCUAUCAGCUGGACCAGGUUAACUCCAACGGCGUCCCCGGUACGAGCGGCGACUGCGGGACGCUGGAGCACUGCCUGGAGGAUUUCUCCGAGCUGGACAACUUCUCGGGGGAGAUCGUGAGCUUCAAGUCGAUGGAGGACCUGGUCAACGACUUCGACGAGAAGCUGACGGUGUGUUUUCGGAACUACAACACCAACACGGAGAACAUCGCCCCCGUCAAGCCUAUCACCGAGGAAAGCAUCAUGAGGGACGACGAGAUUUGGAAUGCACUGACUGAUAACUAUGGUAAUGUAAUGGCCGUGGACUGGAAGACAUCGCACACCCGUGCUUUGCACCUGCCUACAUUGAAUCUGUCAGAAAAGGCGCUGAAUGAUAACAUUAACCUGGAUCUUUCUGAUGAUGAGGAGCUACGAGAUCAGUUGGACAUGCAUUCUAUUAUCGUUUCUUGUAUAAAUGAUGAGCCACUCUUCACAGCUGAACAGGUCAUCGAGGAAAUAGAGGAAAUGAUGCAAGAAUCUCCUGACCCUGAAGAAGAUGACACACCCACACAGUCUGACCGACUUUCCAUACUAUCCCAGGAAAUCCAGACACUCAAAAGAUCCAACACCAGCAAUAGUUAUGAAGAACGUGUGAAGCGAUUGCCCAUGGCUGAAUUAAAUGAGCUUCUGGAGGAAAUUGAGACUGCAAUAAAACACUAUUCUGAGGAGCUGAUUCAACAGUUAGCAUUGCGUGAUGAGCUAGAGUUUGAAAAAGAGGUGAAAAACAGCUUCAUCUCGAUACUUAUUGAGGUUCAAAACAAACAGAAGGAGCAUAAGGAAACAAUGAAGAAGAAAAAGAAACAAAAGAAUGGAACCCCACAAAAUGGAAAGCAGGAGAAAAGUCAUAUGCCAGGAACGUAUUUAACAACAGUCAUCCCUUAUGAGAAGAAGGCUGGACCUCCAUCUGUAGAAGAUCUUCAAAUUUUGACCAAAAUCCUUCAGGCAAUGAAGGAAGAUAGUGAGAAAGUGCCAAGCUUGCUGACAGAUUACAUUCUGAAAGUACUCUGCCCAACUUAAAGCCAGCACUUUGCCAUCACACCAGAGGGGCAUGAAGAUUGCAUUCUGGGGUAAUUCCCUUGAAGAGAAAAAGCACCUUUUAUAUUCCCAUGCUCCCAGUCUAUUAAUUUUCCAUAACCUUGAAUAUUGUGCUAAACUUGUCUUUAUUUAAUCUUACUAGUCCUUGGAGAGUAGUUUUAUCGCAUGGCAGUAAAGAUUUCUCUUCCACCCCUCCCCCUACUUCACUUACCCUUUGCAGUGGACCAUGUUAGACGACUUGCCUGCAGGUUCAAGUGUUCCCACCAUGCCCCAGUGUGAACCCAGCUGGCUGUUUUUACCAGCGUGUAGAACAAGAGAACAGCUGUACAGUUUUAACCAUGAGUAUUGUAUUAGCAGUGUAAUAUCUAUUUUUACAAUGUGUAGGAUCUAGAGAAGUUAACUUUUUAUCAUCAAGGAAAACUGUUCAAGUAACAGUGGAUGUAAAUAGGCUCAAGAAUUUUAACCAAACCCAUAAAGCAGCAAACCUGUAUAUUUAUUCCAAUUAUGCUAAUUUUCGAAAAAGGGAACAAAUAGUUUAACUGCACUACUGACACAUCCUGUCACAGCACGGCCUCUUUAAUACAGUGCUCCCUAAUAGCUCCUCUUUUGGGGUUUGAAAUGAGUGCAAGGUUUGAAAAUGGGAAUAACAGCCUAAAUUGCAGUUGAGUGUAAAAUUGUGAAAAAUGGAAAUCUGUAAAUUUGUGUGACCUGUUUUCAGGCAUCCUCCCACAGAUGAGAAUGGAGGCAUGCAUUGGUAAUAACAGAGGAGCUCAUCUGCCAACAAAUGUUUUUCUACCACACAUCUCUAUUUAGACUGAGAAAUGCAAAUAUUUCGUAAAGAAUUAGUUGAAUUGCUAUCACAAGCUCUUUUGAGCUGGUCAUUCCCCCCCCCCUCCUCCUCUUUAAAUUUCCCUCUUUUUAAAAUAUAUUUUCAUAGCAAUGUGACCUUAAUACUAUGGAUAAUGGCCUCCACUGUGUUUUUUUGUUGUAUCUGGCAAAAAAAAUGUGUUUUGAAAAUGAUUUUUUAUUUGAGGAGAGUAUUAAGUGUUGACCGAAAGCUGGGGUAGACCAACAAAAGCAGGAGGAUUGAUCCUUAAAUAACAUUAAGUAUUAAUUGGCUGCAUUGUGUUUUUGUUUACAACAAGAAAAAGAAGAAAGUUUGAUUUGUGCAUUGUGCCAGGUGUAUCAGGAUACUACACAACCCGAACUGGGCCCAGCACGCAGGCUUCUGUUUGAUGGAUCAUACUGUAGAAUGUUUUGUAUUCAUCCUGUGUCUAGGUUCUUCAUUAGCAGUCUAGUUAAAUUAUAUAUUAAUGGUAGAAAUACGAUAUUAUUGUGAAUGUGCUUAGUCAUAUGUAAAUUAAAGGCUGCAUGCUAACCAUGUAAAGUAUGUAUGUGCUGUGGUUUCAGUUAAGAUGCAAUAGGAGUUAUUUUAAAGUGGUGUUGUACUUACCCUUUUCUCAAUUGUCUUUCCUUUCUUUGCCUUCAUUGCCAGUAUUAUCAACGAAAAUAUCAUAACAAAAACCCUAAAUAUGACUCCAAAUCAGUACACAUGAUAUUGAACUGCAGUGCAUGCAGCAGUUUUGAGGUACAAGUCCAGUUUUGAUGCAGUUGCUUGCAGGUUUGGAUGAUGGCUCCAGCUAUCUGGGAAGCCAAGUCUUCUCUUUGUACUGUACCAUCACAUGAGAUUUACAGAAUGGAGGAAAGUGGACAUGCACAUAGUACACACACGUUAAACGAAGGUAAUGCCGCAUUAUUAGGACUGCCUGAUCAGUUAUUCUGAAACCAUGCUGCAACUUAUCACCUUUUGACAGUCCUCAGAGUCUGUUGAACAAGGCAUGCUUGUGUACACACAUGCUGUAAUAAUCCAGUAAUUUAGGAUGGUUUUCUUUCUAGUUGUGAAAUAACUGACCUUGUGGCAAUAGUGUUAAUUUUCAUGUAGAAUAUUGAUAUUUUUUCAGUGUCAGUAAUCUUAAUUUAUUAUUCCUGUAAUUUUGGCAGCUUGUAAAGUUUGUGGCAGUAAUUUUAUUUCAUAAUGCAACUCUUUGAGAACAAAUAAACUUGA
This is a messenger RNA of Hemiscyllium ocellatum (epaulette shark), 3516 nucleotides long. It is a transcript of the gene fez2b, whose product is annotated as fasciculation and elongation protein zeta 2b. Bases 309 to 1433 code for a protein of 374 amino acids. Gene Ontology annotation, cellular component: axon; cytoplasm. The record is from RefSeq and is a predicted model, not a curated record. The transcript is spliced from 8 exons. Lineage: Eukaryota; Metazoa; Chordata; Chondrichthyes; Orectolobiformes; Hemiscylliidae.